AUGCUAGAACUAAUUGGGAAAAUAUCAGACUUAGUGCAUCUAACUGAUGGUUUAUCGACUAGUGCUUGUUUUUCACCUGAUGGUACAAAACUUGCUAUUGUAGAUGGACUAUCUGUGGUUAUCUAUGAUAUCUCAAGUGGUGAAGUUUUUCAGACUAUACUGACUUCUCAUGUUAAAUCAAUUUCUCAAGUUUGUUGGUCUCCAGAUGGCCAAUGUGUAGCUACUGCUUCAGAUGAUUUCACUAUUAACGUAUUGCAUCUGUUAUAUGGUCAAUUGUAUAUUCUCAUGGGACAUACAGCUCCUGUGAUAUCAUUGUGCUAUAAUUCAAAGGGUAACUUACUUUGUUCAUCCUCUAUGGAUGAAAGUAUUAAGAUUUGGGAUACUUUAAACGGUACCUUAAUGAGAACUAUAUCUGCACACUCCGAGGCUGUUGUCUCCAUAGAUAUAUGUACUUUCGAUAGCUCGAUAUUGAGUUCAGGUUCGUUCGAUGGAUUAAUUCGUAUAUUCGAUACUGCUACCGGCCAUUGUUUAAAGACAUUGACUUAUGAUAAGGAUUGGAAGCGAGAAACAGGUGUGGUACCCAUAUCACAAGUGAAAUUCUCAAAAAAUGCCAAAUUCUUACUUGUCAAAUCAUUAGAUGGAGUCGUUAAAAUCUGGGACUGUGUAAGAGGGAAUGUCGUACGAACAUUUCCUCUACAAGAUGAUAACGAUAUAGAUACAAACAAAAAGGACGGAGAAGAACAAAUAGACAAUAAACAACAAGGAAAACAACUAAAACAAAUGAAUUACUCAUGUGGUAUGGACUUUCUAUAUCCAGAAGACGAUGAUAAACCUCCAAUUGUCAUAAGUGGUUACGAUAAUGGUGAAAUUUAUUGUUGGGAUACAAGUGAUAAAAAACUAUUACAGCUCUUAAAAAGUGAUGAAUAUCAUAAGGACAGCCCAAUUAUAAGCAUCGAUUGUCAUGGGAGCAUGGUAUGUUCUCUGUCACUCAAUGGUGAAUGUUAUCUAUGGACUUGGAAAUAA
Vanderwaltozyma polyspora DSM 70294 is the source of this 1023-nucleotide messenger RNA. RefSeq names its product Swd3p (gene SWD3). Lineage: Eukaryota; Fungi; Ascomycota; Saccharomycetes; Saccharomycetales; Saccharomycetaceae. The transcript has a single exon. The record is from RefSeq and is a predicted model, not a curated record. The coding region runs from base 1 to 1023 and encodes 340 amino acids. Gene Ontology annotation, molecular function: protein binding.